Messenger RNA from Trifolium pratense (red clover), 1028 nucleotides. Its product is annotated as nodulin-26-like. Gene Ontology annotation, molecular function: channel activity. The record is from RefSeq and is a predicted model, not a curated record. NCBI's taxonomy places the organism in Eukaryota, Viridiplantae, Streptophyta, Magnoliopsida, Fabales, Fabaceae. Bases 1 to 783 code for a protein of 260 amino acids. The transcript is spliced from 5 exons. Gene Ontology annotation, cellular component: membrane. Gene Ontology annotation, biological process: transmembrane transport.
AUGACUGAUUCACACUCAAUUAAUGUUGAAUCAUCACCUAAGCUUGAAUUAUAUGCUAAACAAACUAAAAAUAUAACCUAUGAAGCUCAACACUCUCCAUCUAGCAUCCAAAAGGCUAUUGCUGAAUUGGUGGGAACAUACAUUCUUAUAUUUGCUGGUUGUGGAGCCGCUCUUGUCAACGAGAGGUUACAAAUCACUGUAGUUGGCAUAGCAAUUGUUUCAGGCUUAGCUCUAACCGUCGCUAUAUAUUCGGUUGGUCACGUCUCUGGUGGUCAUUUCAAUCCUGCUGUCACAAUUUCCUUAGCCGUUGUCCGAAAAAUUCAAUUGAAACUUGUGCCUGUUUAUUUGGUGUGUCAGUUGAUGGGUGCUACAAUGGCCACGCUCACCCUCAAAGUGUUGUAUCAUGAAAAGGUGUCAAUUGGAGUAACAUUGACUCGAUACUCAAAUUCAACUUCUGAUCUUGAGGCAUUGGUGUGGGAAUCCAUAAUCACUUUCAUACUCAUGCUAACUAUUUGUGGUGUUGCCACUGAUCACAGAGGGAGCAAAGAACUUGCUGGAGUUGCAAUAGGCCUUUCAGUUCUGAUUAAUAUUAUCAUUGUCGGGCCUAUAACCGGAGCAUCGAUGAAUCCAGGAAGGAGUUUGGGCCCUGCCAUAGUAUCAGGCAAUUACAAAAAUAUUUGGGUUUAUAUCAUAGGUCCAAUUAUUGGAGCAGUCUUUGCAAGUGUGCUUUAUACUUUCCUAAGAGUUACAAAACCAGCUCAACCAGAACAAUCUCAUGUGUGAAAUCAUAAUCAUUUAACUUUCCCAUCCAUCAACUGAUCAAGAUCUUUGAGGAUCUAUAAUCUGUAACUGGAAACAAAAUUUCUAUGCAGUAGUUCUAGUUCCAUGUGGUUCUAAUUUUCUAAAGCAUAAUAGAUUAAUAGCAGUUAUGAAGUACACAGUGAGGACUAGGAAUACUUUUAUGAAUUGAAGACUAUAAUAAAAUAUGCUUAUUUCCAUAAAUAAUAACUCUAGUCAUAGUUUUUGUU